This is a messenger RNA of Gekko japonicus, 3564 nucleotides long. RefSeq names its product polymerase (DNA directed), gamma (gene POLG). Lineage: Eukaryota; Metazoa; Chordata; Lepidosauria; Squamata; Gekkonidae. Gene Ontology annotation, molecular function: DNA-directed DNA polymerase activity; DNA binding; 3'-5' exonuclease activity. The coding region runs from base 4 to 3564 and encodes 1186 amino acids. Gene Ontology annotation, cellular component: mitochondrion; gamma DNA polymerase complex. The record is from RefSeq and is a predicted model, not a curated record. Gene Ontology annotation, biological process: mitochondrial DNA replication. The transcript has 22 exons.
GGUAUGUUCACAUCACGGAUACCUCUGAGAUGGUCUUCAGGUUCCUCUACCAGCCACCUGCUGAAGGAGGAGUUGGUGCAGGAUACUGGUAUGGCCUCGGACCAGCAGCGCAUGAACCCGCUUGGGAUCCAGAUGCUCUCCAAGGGCCUUCAUGAACAGAUUUUCCGAGGUGCUCAGAUGCAUUACUCAGAGGAAGACACCCAGAAAAGUGUGGAACACCUGCAGAGGCAUGACCUGUGGAGAAAAGAGAUCUCCACUGUUCCAGAUGUGGAGCUGCAGCUGCCCCAGAUAUAUGGGGCCAACCUUGAUGAACACUUCCGUAUUUUGGCGCAGAAGCAGAACCUCCCGUAUUUGGAGGCUGCUAAGGAACUUCUACAGAGUGAGAUCUCCCCAAUGCCUCAGGAGUGGGCUUGGGCAGUUGGAUGGACAAGAUAUGGACCCAAUGGGGAGAUGAAAACAGUGGAUUUCCCAGAUGAGCGAGCAUUGGUGUUUGAUGUGGAGGUGUGCAUGGAGGAAGGACAUUGCCCCACACUCGCAGUGGCUGUUUCCCCAAGUGCCUGGUACUCCUGGUGCAGCAAGCGGCUGUUAGAGCAGAGGUAUACCUGGUCCAGCCAGCUGACCUUGUCAGACCUCAUCCCCCUCGAAUCGGGCAGCAACUGCCCCAAGCAGGACUGGCAGGAGAAACUCGUGGUGGGUCACAAUGUCUCCUUUGACCGAGCAUACAUCAAAGAGCAGUACCUGACAGAGGGCUCUCGCAUGCGUUUCCUGGACACUAUGAGUAUGCACAUGGCUAUCUCAGGCUUGUCAGGAUUCCAGCGCAGCCUUUGGAUGGCAGCAAAGCAUGGCAAGAGGAAAGGGCAGCAACAAGUGCAAGAGCACAUCAAGAAGAUGCGGAAAAAAACUGAUGGCCCUGUGAUUGCCUCUUGGGACUGGGUGGAUAUUAGCAGCAUCAACAACCUAGUAGAUGUGCAUGCCCUCUAUGUAGGGGGCCAGCCAUUGGAGAAAGAGGCCCGGGAACUUUUUGUGAAGGGAAGCAUGAAUGAUAUCAGGAACAAUUUCCAGGAUCUGAUGAGAUACUGUGCUCUUGAUGUUCAAGCUACACAUGAGGUAUUCCAGGAGCAGCUUCCACUCUUCAUGAAAAGGUGUCCCCAUCCUGUGACAUUUGCAGGGAUGCUAGAAAUGGGGGUCUGUUACCUCCCUGUCAAUCAGAACUGGGAGAGAUACCUGGAUGAAGCACAAGCCACAUAUGAGGAACUGCAGAAGGAGAUGAAGAAGUCCUUGAUGAACCUGGCUGACGAUGCCUGCCAGCUGCUUCAUGAAGAGAGGUACAAGGAUGACCCCUGGCUAUGGGAUCUGGAGUGGGACCUCCAAGAAUUUAAGCAGAAGAAGAAGAAAACUGGGAAGAAGAAGAAGAAUCAAGAUGGUGAUGACGUACCUCCCAAAGCACUGGAAAAGGCCUCCAUGCUGGAGUGGCAGGAAGAUCCUGGUCCCCCUACUGAAGAGGAGGAACAGAACAUCCCUGAGAGCCGGCUUUGCUUGGACCAUCUGAAGGAGACUGUUACUUUGCAACCAAAGAGGAUUCAGCAUCUGCCUGGCCAUCCAGGGUGGUACCGUAAACUGUGUCCCCGGCUGGAUGAUCCCAGUUGGGUACCUGGGCCAAGUCUCAUCAGCCUGCAGAUGAGAGUGACUCCAAAGCUCAUGAGGCUCACCUGGGAUGGCUUUCCGCUGCACUACUCUGAGAAGUAUGGCUGGGGCUACCUGGUGCCAGGAAGGAAGGAGAGACCAGUAGAAGAUGACCUGGGUGACCAGUCACCUUCGUGUCCAUUCAGGGUUAUUGAGCAUCUGUACCAGGAACAUUGCAAGGAGAAAGGUAAAGAGCAGCCUGUCUCACUAGAAGCCUCUCUGGAAGAAGACCUUAUAUUAACAGAAAACAGCACUUUCUGGCAAAAGGUUGAAGAGUUCAGUCACCUGGAGGCGGAUGGGGAUGCAGAGCCUGCAGCCAAGUCCUCAAGACAGGAUGAGGUGGGGUCUGCAGAGAGCCAUCCUGAAUAUCACCAUGGCAAUGGUCCGUACAAUGAUGUCAAUAUCCCAGGCUGUUGGUUUUUCAGGCUACCUCACAAGGAUGGGAACAACAACAAUGUUGGAAGUCCAUUUGCCAAGGAUUUCUUGCCCAAGAUGGAGGAUGGAACCCUGCAAGCUGGCACCGGAGGUUCUGAUGGGACACGAGCUCUUGAAAUCAACAAGAAAAUCUCCUUCUGGAGGAAUGCGCAUAAACGAAUAAGUUCCCAGAUGGUGGUGUGGCUGAAGAAAGGGGAGCUGCCUCGAGCUGUGACCAGGCAUCCAGACUACGAUGAGGAGAGCAGCUACGGGGCCAUUCUGCCACAAGUGGUGACUGCUGGGACCAUAACUCGCCGGGCUGUGGAGCCCACCUGGUUGACAGCCAGCAAUGCCAGAGCAGACCGGGUGGGCAGUGAGCUGAAGGCCAUGGUCCAGGUCCCUCCUGGCUACCACCUGGUUGGAGCUGACGUGGAUUCCCAGGAGCUUUGGAUAGCUGCUGUCUUGGGAGAAGCUAAUUUUGCUGGCAUACAUGGCUGCACCGCGUUUGGCUGGAUGACCCUUCAGGGGAAGAAGAGUAACGGCACAGACCUGCACAGCAAGACCGCCUCCAUGGUUGGCAUCAGUCGGGAACACGCCAAAGUGUUCAACUACGGACGCAUUUAUGGGGCGGGGCAGCCCUUUGCUGAGCGCCUCCUCAUGCAGUUCAACCAUCGCCUGACGCAGCAGCAGGCCAGUGAGAAGGCACGCCAGAUGUAUGCCAGCACAAAGGGGAUCAGGCGCUGCAUCCUGUCUGAGGAAGGAGAGUGGCUGGUAAAAGAGCUGCGUAUCCCUGUGAAACGGGAAGCAGAUGGUUCUGUGUCCUUGCAAGACGUGCGACGGAUACACAGGGAAGCGGGGAAGAGGUCUCGAAGGAAGAAGUGGGACGUGGUUCGCCAGCGAGUGUGGGCUGGUGGGACAGAGUCUGAAAUGUUCAACAAACUGGAAAGCAUUGCCAAUUCGGAAUCGCCUUGCACCCCAGUGCUGGGCUGCCACAUCAGCAGAGCCUUGGAGCCAGCUGCUGUCAAGGGCGAGUUUGUAACCAGUAGAGUGAACUGGGUGGUACAGAGCUCUGCUGUGGAUUACCUCCACCUGAUGCUGGUGGCCAUGAAAUGGCUCUGUGAGGAAUUCAGCAUCAACGGCCGCUUCUGCAUCAGCAUUCAUGACGAAGUACGCUACCUAGUCCAGAGUGAAGACCGCUAUCGGGCAGCCCUUGCCCUGCAGAUCACCAACCUCCUCACACGGUGCAUGUUUGCCUAUAAGUUGGGUCUGCAAGAUCUGCCUCAGUCAGUGGCCUUCUUCAGUGCUGUAGAUAUUGAUCGUUGCUUAAGGAAAGAGGCGGCCAUGGAUUGCAUCACUCCCUCCAACCCAACUGGGAUGGAACGGCGAUAUGGCAUCCCCCCAGGUGAGGCUCUGGAUAUAUAUCAACUUCUUAAAAUAACCAAAGGCUCACUGGAGAAAGGAAAAUAG